AUGUUAACAACAACUGUUGUCGUUGUUGUUCUUUCUCAAACUCUCUCUCUCUCUCUCUCUCUCUCUCUCUCUCUCUCUCUCUCUCUCUCUCUCUCUCUCUCUCUCUCUCUCUCUCUCUCUCUCUCUCUCUCUCUCUCUCUCUCUCUCUCUCUCUCUCUCUCUCUCUCUCCCUCUUUUUCUCUCUCUCUUAGCAUUCAUCUCACCGUGUCAACGACCAUCGCCCCCUGUCUCUCUCUCUCUCUCUCUCCCUCUUUUUCUCUCUCUCUUAGGUUCAACUCUUCCUUGGUCACGUUCACCUGGUGCUCGACCGUUUCAAGUCGCCCUGCUUUGUUCAACAUGACGCAGUUGGCCUCAAGCCCCAUCGCCAUGACGGAAAUGUCCAAGCCUCCGCCUGAUAUUGCGCCCGCGCCGCCCGACAUUGGACCCGAAGAGCCUGGCCUUGAAGCGCCGGCCUCCCCAGCCGCCGAUGCCGCCCUGAUGCGCUCUCACGAAGCCCGUAGCAAACCGGGAAGCACCAACAAUCUGACUGCUGUUGCCACCCUUCAGGCCACCAAACCCACUCGCCGGUGUCCUCACUUUACCGGCAUCGACCUCCUGAUCAUGAUCUACGUGGUCGUCUACUUUGUCGCCGGCAUUGUCUCCUACAUUGAGCUUGAAGGCUGGACUUUCACCGAAAGCCUUUACGUCAUCAUGAUGAUCAGCACGACCACCGGCUAUGGUGACAUUGUGCCCAUCACAGAAGGUGGUAAACUUUUUACGGCUUUUUACGCUCUCAUGGGUGUGGGAUUGUUCACGCUGAUUAUCAGCGUACAAGCCAAUCGCGGCUCGCGCCUAGCGGCCACGCAAGAAAUGUCCUCCCGCUUCAAAGAGUCCGUCCGUGCCCUUCAAGUGCCCUCUCAACAGCGCCGUAGUUGGCGCGCCAAUCGCGCACGCCACUGGACCCGCCGCUUGUGGCAUCGCCUGCCACCAAACCUUCAAACCGUCAUCAUGGGCGGCAUUGGCAUUUUCAUUCUCCUCUUGGUCGGAGUCUUGUUUGCCACACAUGCUCUCAACUUUGGACCCAUCAACGCCGUCUACUGGAGCGUCGUCACCGGCAUGUCCGUGGGCUUUGGUGACGUUGUACCCUCCUAUCGCGAAGCCAACGUCACCUUCCCAAACGGCACCUCGGUCCUGGUGCAGGAGCAGUUUGUCGGUGGAAUGUGGUUUACCAUCAUCUACAUUGUCGUUUUCUUCUUUUUCAUGCUCCAGGUUCUCUCCUGGACCUCGAGCCUCAUCAGCCGCCAAAUCAUGCGCCACGAAAUGCUCGACUCCCUGUCCGUCAACUUGACCAAGGACAUUGUCGAUGCCCUGGACAUGGAUCGCGACGGCAAUGUGGACAAGGCUGAGUUUCUGGCCGCUUUCCUCGUCCUGAACGGCGUCGUCAAACCAAACAUCAUCCGCCGCAUUCUGGAUCGCUUUGACGAACUCGACAUCUCAGGUGAUGGCCUUCUCUCCAUCGACGAUGUCAAAACAGCCCUGCGUUCCACAGAGCGCAAGCUCAACAGCAUGAAUACCAAGGGUGUCAUGACUGAUAUCAGCGACCCAGAUGCAGACGACGAAACUGACGGUGGUGGUGAUGCCGAUGACGAACAAGCUUCCGGACAUCCAGCCCGCCUCACAAACGUCAGCACCUUGACCAACGUCUCCGAGUUUGAAGAGCCCUAG
Messenger RNA from Monosiga brevicollis MX1, 1704 nucleotides. RefSeq lists its product as uncharacterized. Gene Ontology annotation, molecular function: potassium ion leak channel activity; calcium ion binding. Gene Ontology annotation, cellular component: membrane. The coding region runs from base 1 to 1704 and encodes 567 amino acids. The transcript has 5 exons. The record is from RefSeq and is a predicted model, not a curated record. Gene Ontology annotation, biological process: stabilization of membrane potential; potassium ion transmembrane transport. NCBI's taxonomy places the organism in Eukaryota, Choanoflagellata, Craspedida, Salpingoecidae.